Engraulis encrasicolus (European anchovy) is the source of this 819-nucleotide messenger RNA. It is a transcript of the gene paqr4b, whose product is annotated as progestin and adipoQ receptor family member IVb. Lineage: Eukaryota; Metazoa; Chordata; Actinopteri; Clupeiformes; Engraulidae. The transcript has 4 exons. Gene Ontology annotation, cellular component: membrane. The coding region runs from base 1 to 819 and encodes 272 amino acids. The record is from RefSeq and is a predicted model, not a curated record. Gene Ontology annotation, molecular function: signaling receptor activity.
AUGGCUUUCGUCAAGAAACCAAAACUCAUCGAAUACCACACUAUACCUCCUCAUCUGCAGUUCAACGACUUUGUGCACACGGGCUACCGGCCGGUGUCGACAUUUAAAGGCUGUGUGGAUAGCCUCUUCUACCUCCACAAUGAGUUUGGGAACAUCUAUACGCACGCCAUCCCGUUCGUGUGCUUCGCGCUGCUGCUGCCCCUCAACAUCCCGUGGUGGCAGGCGGGGGCCGGCUGGAUCUGCGUGCUGCACUACCUGGCCUGCCUCUCCCCCACCGUGGGCUCCGUGCUCUACCACACCUUCAUGAACCACGAGGGCGGAGAGUUCAUAUACGACACCCUGCUGUCGCUCGAUAUGUUUGGGGUCUGCCUCGUCAACACACUGGGUGCUCUGCCCAUCGUUCACAUCACUCUUCUCUGCUACCCGGAUGCCAGGAACGCAGCCUUGUUAGCCUACAUUUCCCUAUCUGUCUACGGCGUGUACUGUGCUGUCACGGCGCGCACCAAUGUCCGCCGACUACAGUCUUUUUUCUGGCAGGCCGUGUUCCGCCUCGUCCUCUACAUGUUGCGAUGGUACGGCCCCGGCACGGGCAACCCCGCCUCCAUGCCCUUUUACGCCAUCAUGGACUCGCUGGCGGUGCUGGGCGGUCUGGUCAACGUGGCACGCAUGCCCGAAAGGAUGAGCCCCGGGAGCUUCGACUACUGGCUCAACAGCCAUCAGAUCAUGCACGUCCUGGUGGCGCUGUCCAUCGUCUACCUACACUGGGGCAUGAUGGAGGACCUGGUGUGGCUAGAAACGUUCGAGUGCCCGCCCGAAUGA